Molecule: messenger RNA, 6392 nt
Organism: Engraulis encrasicolus (European anchovy)
Lineage: Eukaryota; Metazoa; Chordata; Actinopteri; Clupeiformes; Engraulidae
Gene: hoxb9a
Product: homeobox B9a
Exons: 2
Coding region: 3838-4590 (250 amino acids)
Biological process (GO): proximal/distal pattern formation; regulation of transcription by RNA polymerase II; DNA-templated transcription
Cellular component (GO): nucleus
Molecular function (GO): DNA-binding transcription factor activity, RNA polymerase II-specific; RNA polymerase II cis-regulatory region sequence-specific DNA binding
Source: RefSeq, a predicted model, not a curated record
CGUGUGUGAGUGAGUGAGAGAGAGAAAUUACUUUUUUGGUUUCAGGCCUAGGGUUGAGGUGUACGUAUGCUACUCGCCACACGUCAAAACCCUACGGUGUGUCUGUGCGCGCGCGUGUGUUUUUACACGGUUCUCUGCGUAUUUGUGAUUACAUUUUUUAUUUCAGCCCUUGGUUUAAGGUGUAUAUGUGUAUGCUACUCGCCACAUGUCCACGUGUUGUGCAUUGAGACUCAAUCAUAUAUCCUAAAAUAUUAACUAUAUCAACCAUGACCACAAUUCGUACUUAAAUUAAAACCAACCAACAGAAUUCCAGUCAAUAUAACAUUUAUUGUAGCUUAAUAUUUCGAAACAAUAAACAUGGGGUCUAGUGGUCGAAAUAAUAAUAAAAAUAUAUAUGUUUUCAGUGAGGAAACAAAACAACUGUUCUCGAUAGCACCGGUGUCGCCUGCCUUGGGAAAAAAGAAAAAGGGACUAAUAUGAACAAUAUGAAAUCACACCGUACAAACCAUCUUUACAGCUCUUGUUUUUAUUUAGGUUAUACUCUUGUCUCAACGCAACGUGAUGUUCAAUGCCCUGAGAUGUCUUGAAAUGUAUUUCAUAUUAGAGCACACGUUGCAGUUAUCUACUUCGACAUUUGAAACAGAAUUACAGACUAUACAGUAUGUCCUUAAUACAGAGCUUUGCCAUUUUUGAAUUUGGUCCGUUUAACAUCACAGAAAACGUUGACAAUUUAUUACUGGCUAAGUCAAAAUGUUUCGAAAUCGCCACUGUUUUGCUUUAUUUUAUUUGACAUGAGGGUAAAUUGAAUGUUAUCACCCAAGUGGAACCACUUCUCAAUUACAUCAGGUAAAGGGAAGCGUAAAUGAGAUGGACAAGAUCAUUGUUAUGAAGAUGGACACUUCCUCCAAAGCAGCACCGGCCUUGAGUGAACGUGAGUGACCCAACAGACGCGGGCCGAAGCCAGUGACGGUGAGGAAGACCAUGGCGGCUCUGGCACACACCGAACUGAUUACAUUCCUGUCUUCUCGCCCUCUGUGCCCUAACAACAACAUGUCAAUUUCGACUCCAGGCCCCAGACUCCUCACACAACUACAGGAAAUGCAAAAAUAUGUCAGUGUAUGGUGUGGAGGCCGUGCGCAACGGCGCGUAUUGGCACAGUGGUAGCAUUUUUUUUUAUUUUAUUUUUUCAAUAAGAGAGCAUACUAAAGUACGCAUUUCUAUUCAAAACAUUUAUAAGUGCCACACAAAGUCUUAGCUACCAUAUGAGGCACUGGCUAGUGGUUGCUUUCCAUAUAAAUGUAUAACUUGGGCAAGGGGCUCCGUCACUACCGUGUUGGCAUUGAAAUCUCUUUUUGGCUGUGAAAAAUUCUUCCACCUCUGCUAUGCUUAUCAGAACGAAAUCUGACUAGCCUGUAUGCAUUAGCCUACCUUGUAGAGGGAAGAUUUAUUUUGUCCACCGGAGAUUAAGACGUCGUAAACUUUUGAACUUGUUGGUCAUAUUUGAACGUUGACUGCUUUCUAAUAUAGCUACCUAGCAUAGACAGCAUUUCCUUUUGACAUGCGCUUCAGAGAAUGGUGCUCGAAAUCUAAGCAUGUGCGUUAGACAAGUAAAUAGAACUGUCAAAACAAGCGAACAAUAUGCAGUAUUUUUUUGUAUUAUCCUCACAACCCAUUUGCAAAUAACUAUUUAAAGCGUUGUAAUGUCGACGUAGGCCUAAACAUUAGCAAGUUGCAAAGUUAAACCAAGGACAUUGACUACGCGGGCCCACUCAUUUAUUCGCUACACAAACAUAGCAUAUUCUCAUAUAUAGGCUACACAUACUUUCAUAAUGGUCAUUCAAACAUAUUCAACAUAUUCUCUUCUCUGUUCCUUUUACUUCAUAGAACCCAUUACGCACACGGGGUCCAUGUAAUUACACUGCUGUAAGAGAUUGGCAGUGCUUAUUGCCAUUCAGCACACAUAUUGUUUACUGAUAUUGUGAAUUAUUCUUUGGCAAACCGUUGUAGACAUGCACAACGCCUGCAGUCAAGGUUCAGUGACUAGAUUCGAGUUGUUUCCCUCUCCAAAAUAUUAAAUUGGGCAAUGAUCCAUUUUGUUGUUGUUUUCAUCCGCACUGGCUGCCCUUUUGACGACAGACUUAGAAUGGAAAACAAAUAUUGUAAGUAUUUUAAGAUGCCUCCUGUUUCCAAGCAGAAUAGUUUUGGUCAGGAUAAUUGCAAUGAGCCUUCGAAGCCUCUUUACUUUGGAUAUUUGCUGGUCUAGAGUUUGUGGUGUGAGGACAUACUUGUGGGGUUUACAGAAAAAUGUAUCUCAUAUUUUUGGCUCACUUUGCUGUCGUAAUAGGACGGGGUGUGUCAAAUUAUCGACAGCAGUCAACACUAUUCGGUGUGCACAUGUAAACUAUCACCAUACCAGUGCAGUCUGUUACUAGACACGCGCAGCAAGAAAUAGGUCAUUGCGCUUGCCCUGGAAGCUUGCGCUUUUUAAGUUUAACAGUUCUAAAGGUCCACAUGAAAGUGGAAUAAAGGACUCAAUCCGUAGUCACCGAAGAUAUGUCUAAUCUCUGAAUAGAAGACGAUUUGUAGUUUCUCUUCGGUGAGGCAAACUGCUUGCUCUCCGCGACGUGGUAACAGCAAGUCUGUAUCGAGGCCACAGCACCGUUGCCGGGUGCCAAGUCAUUCAAAAUGGUCGCUGAAAAUGUCUGAAAUAUACUCCACCGGUUCCAAAUUAUGGCCACGGAGAAUUCCUCGGAUGACACCCAUUUGAGACGUCCCAACGAUGUUUCAUAAUUUCUUUAAAACUUCUCCUCUCCUGUUGAAUUUCUUCCGUGUUCGGGCUACCUAUUACGUGCUGCCUGGUGAGCGCGUUUCUGGUGGUGGGAGGAAUGCUGAAGCAGUGGCGUUUACGGUCUCCGCCACAGGCAGUAUAUCAGGUCUAUAAAAAUCAAAGCUGCCUGAUGUACUAUUUUAUUAUAGUAUUAAACGACCAAAAAAGUUCAAGUAGUUUCUUCCAUAAAUACACGGGAUUGUCGCGUGGUGGUGUUUAAUGCCCUCGUUAAGAAAAAUUACUGUUAAUUUUCCAAUAAAGCACUAUUUCACCCUGACGCCCCUCCGCUGAAAUAGGCCACGACAUUAGCACGAGAAAAUAAACAAUUGUCCAAGGAUAAAACGCAUCAAAGUGGUGUUAUGACAUAACAUUGCGUCAUUAGAAAUAGACAGAUGAACUUGGGGAGGCCAUUGGCUUUGCUUAUGCUUAAUUUAUGUUUUAGAUAUGAAAAGCUGCGGAUAAUUUAAUGUCCUGGACGUCAAGAUGGAUGUAUUAAAAAAAGUCUGCAUCCUAACGGCUCUUUCUCGCAUGUACACAGAUAUGCAAAUCUGGUCGCCAAAAUACGGUCAUUUCCCCUUUUAUUUGGCACCUAUUGUUCCUGCAUAUGCACGCUCGCAUAAUGUCACCGCGAUGCAAAAUUGAAGUGGAAAUUUCAUCGAGCGCCGUAGAUAUACUGUGAUGUAUAGACACAGUCUCAUUUUGCAUAUUGCAUAAACAAGACAAUUUAUUUAGUGGGGAAAUAUGGAUAGAGCGAGAGAGGAGGAGAGCUCGCGCGCAGCCCCCUGGCGGAGUGAUUUACGCCCCAUUGACGCUUUAUCAGGCUCGUGAAAAAAGUCUGACCAAUCAUUUAGCUCGGUGCUCACAACACAGCAGCCCGGCUCUACUUUGUUGGCGAGAGAGAGAGAAAGAGGGCGAGAGUUGAGGGGGGACUAGCGUGGAAAAAAAAUCCCCAGCUCUGUCUUACUACAUGCUUUCCCUUCAAUGAACCGUGCUUUGUAUAAUGUCCGAGAAUGUCCAUUUCUGGAACCCUAAGCAACUACUUUGUCGAUUCCAUCAUAAGUCAUGAGAGUGAGGAUCCGACCUCGGGCCGUUUCUCCAAUGCGCAGUACUCCAGCCCGAGACAACCGGGACACGGCGAGCAUCCCGAGUUCCCCUCGUGCAGCUUCCAGCCCAAACCUCCAGUGUUCAGCUCGUCCUGGAGCCCGUUCAGCCCACAUUCAGCCUCCAACAGCCUCCCGGCGGUGUAUCACCCUUACAUACCGACUCAGCCAGUCCCGUCCACCGACAGCAGAUACCUCCGCUCAUGGCUCGACUGUGCUCCGAGGACCGCCGAUUCCCUGCCCGGGCAAGGGCAGGUCAAGAUGGAGCCGCUGCUGGGACACCUCGGGGAACCCACCAAAAUCGGAGGGCACGAAUACAUUUUGGAGUCGUCCUCGGCUCGUGAGCUGAACCCCGGCCAGGGCACCGGGUUCGAAGACAAUAAGGACGUUUGCGAAGGUAGCGAGGACAAAGAGGGGCCAGAUCAAAAUGACCCUUCGGCCAACUGGUUACACGCCCGCUCAUCACGGAAGAAGCGCUGCCCUUACACCAAAUACCAGACCCUGGAGCUGGAGAAGGAGUUCCUCUUUAAUAUGUACCUGACAAGGGACCGGAGGCACGAGGUAGCUCGCUUGCUGAACUUGACGGAGCGACAAGUGAAAAUAUGGUUUCAGAACAGACGGAUGAAGAUGAAGAAAAUGAAUAAGGAUCAGCCCAAGGACUAAGGAGCAAAGUCUGCCCCGCGUACCCACUUGCGCUCAACACACACACACACACACACACACACACACACACACACACACACACACACACACACACACACACACACACACACACACACACACACACACACACGGGCCUUUGCAGAAAGUCGGGCCCGUUUCUCGAUGGUGAUGAUACAUAGGGUGUCUGUCUUUGAUUUGGCUCUUUUGAUAUAAUAAAACGCACACUCAUUGCCGGGCAGCAGACCAACUGUUGAAAACGGGAAGGGUUGACGCAAGGGCACGUCGCGCGGUCCCAGGCUCUACAAGGCGACUUUUAUUACUUAUUUAUUUUCUAACGCACUGCGCCUGCGCUCCAACGGGACAGACAGACAGAGAGACAGGCAGGCAAGCAGGCGGAAAGGGCGCUGAAACAUUGGGGUUUCAUGUGACCACGAAUACUUAUGAAAAGAAUGGUGGAUGCUAACCAUGCCUGUAACCUACCUGUAUUCUGUCUCUUAUCCCUGGAUGUUUUAUUUUUUUAAUCAUUCCUCCCUUUUCUGCUUUAACACCAAUCAUAUUUUUUGUGAUGUUUUAUAAUUUACAAACAACAGUGAAGUGAAACCGUGAUUAUUUGGCGAUUAUUUAAAUAAAUUGUAGUGGGUGUAAAUUAAUUAUGUCGCUCUUCGUUAGGUUGUGUAAGUUUUAUUUGAGUUAGUUUUUUGUCUAUAGGCUAUAGAUGUUCUUUGGCUGUUGCGUGUAAAUUGGCAGAAUACGUCAACUGUAGUUUACGUAGAUUAUGAUUAUGAUUAUUAUGAUUAUGAUUAUUGUUAUUAUUAUAAUAAUAAUUAUUAUUAUUGUUAUUAUUAUUAAGUAAGGUUUCCUCGCGACUUUGCUCAAGCUCGUAUAAGAACGCAGCUAAUCGUGAACAGUGUCGCAAUCUUGCGUGAUAGCGGAUACUUUAAGUGUGUAUCUGCCCAUGAUUUUGACUAGAUAUCUACUCUGAAACUGGAAAAUACUAAUGAUGUUUUUACUAAAACAAGUUGUCUUGUGUGAAGAACUGUUAACGGGCCUCUUCACCAUAAAGUGACCUUGUACGGGUACAAUAGGCCUAUAUAUUUUUUAAAACGACUGUCCAUUUUCUUUCCCAUCUAAGUGAUACAGUUGUGUGUCUUAUUUUAUUUCAAGGGGCAUCGAUAUCAUACGGGGAAUUAUUUAUGAAUUUGGGGAAUUUGGGGGUGUCCAAAUUGUGCUUUUUCUUUAGAAGUUUGAUUACCUGGCUUGAUCCAAUCGACAUUUGCGCACCACAUUUAGGCCUACUGAAAUGUAGUAUUAGCUCUUAUACUUUAACCCAAAUUUUAUGUCAACGAGAUCAUCCAGUGUUGUUGCUACAGACAUGAAUGUGUCAGUGACCCAGGGAACGCGUAACUGUCCAGAAUGCCCUCCGUUAACAGUUCUCCCAUCGGUUACGAGCAAAAUGUUUACAUUAACGCAUGCUCAUUUCUGUCAUCUUUUAGGUUCUGUCCUCAUGUGCGUGUUUUUGUUCUUAUUAGCCUAUAGAUGUACCAGAAGAGUCCUCCUUAUACUAUAUGAUCAGAUAUGUCGUCUAACUUAUUGUAAAUAGGCCUACGUGAAUAACCCUGUCUCUUUUUAAGGAGUGCAUUUUAUAUUUCUAAGAAGGCGGGUGUUUUUUUGGGAAGGAAUUACUUGAAUGAGAAAAAAAUAGACACACUCUUUUGGAUUUUUAGUUCUUGUUUACGUGUAAUUGUCCAGAAUGUCCUGACAUUCAGUUGUAUUGUCCAAUAAAGCAUUUUCUGUAUUUGCUA